AUGGAAAAAUUGCUGAGACCAGAUCGUUUUGAAGCAGACCAAAAUUCACCCACAGCUGCCAAGGAGUGGUCUCAUUGGAAGAAAGUGUUCCAAAAUUAUACUGCAGAGGCUAAACUAAAAGAGGAGGAUAAAAUAAAGGUACUCAUUAACUUUUUAAGCCAUUCAGUAUACGACUAUAUAAGCGACUGUAAAGAGUUCAGUGAAGCCAUUAAAAUCCUAGAUGGUAUUUUUAUAAAGCCCAAAAAUGAAAUAUUUGCCAGAUAUCUAUUAGCCACGAAGAAACAACUGGUAAGUGAAUCUAUUGAUCAAUACUUGCAGUCUUUAAAAAUGUUGGCUAAAGAAUGUACAUUUAAAGCCGUAAAUGCCUCACAGUAUGAGGAUGAGUACAUAAGAGACGCAUUCAUUAAUGGUAUUAUGUCUAAUAACAUCCGUCAACGUCUAUUAUAA
Acyrthosiphon pisum (pea aphid) is the source of this 447-nucleotide messenger RNA. RefSeq lists its product as uncharacterized. NCBI's taxonomy places the organism in Eukaryota, Metazoa, Arthropoda, Insecta, Hemiptera, Aphididae. The coding region runs from base 1 to 447 and encodes 148 amino acids. The record is from RefSeq and is a predicted model, not a curated record. The transcript has a single exon.